Molecule: messenger RNA, 1592 nt
Organism: Psylliodes chrysocephalus
Lineage: Eukaryota; Metazoa; Arthropoda; Insecta; Coleoptera; Chrysomelidae
Source: the annotation of a GenBank genome assembly
AGGUUACAAAAUAAAUUAGGUGUUAAAAAGAAAAAGGAGAAGUGGGAAGUGGGAGAAACACUCAACUCAACACUCCUGAUACUUGUCAAUUGUCAUCACAUCUGUCAUACUUGACGUUUAAAUUAAAAACAAGUAUUUAUUAUUGAAAAUAAUGAGUGAAAAGUUUGUGAUAUUUAGUAUAAAUGGAAAAGAUGCAAGUGCUUCGGCUGCCGUUCUGCCAGAAACUUUCGACGACCUGUUGAUAACAGCUUCGGAAAAGUUAAAAGUAAAAGCCCAAAGAGUAUUUCUCGAUGACGGAACAGAAAUUAAAGAUAUUUCACAAAUUCGAGAUAAAGAUAAACUAUAUUUUUCAGAAGGGGCAGAGUUUAAACCACCUCCUCCAGCUGUUGAUAACAAUUCUGAAUGGGUCACUUUAAAUGUAGGAGGAAAAUAUUUCACGACUUCUAAACGAACUUUAACCACAAAUGAACCAACAAGCAUGCUUGCGAGGAUGUUUUCAGACGAUACAGAGGGAUAUUUAACACCUAGCAGCAUAGAUAAAAAUGGUGCUUAUUUAAUAGAUCGCACCCCUACAUACUUUGAGCCUUUACUCAACUAUUUAAGAUGUGGUCAAUUAGUAUAUGAUAAAAAUGUUAAUCCUGCAGGAAUAUUAGAAGAAGCAAAGUUUUUUGGCAUAGAAUCAGUUAUACCUUUAUUGGAACAAAUUAUAUCAAAAGAAAGUUCAAAUAGGGAUAUCUUGCCACUGACUCGCAGAGAUGUUAUUGAGGCCUUAAUAAAAAGCCCCUAUUCAGCAGAAUUGAGAUUUCAAGGGGUUAAUUUAUCAGGUUCGGAUUUAAGUAGGCUAGAUUUGAGAAAUAUUAAUUUUAAAUACGCCAACUUACAAGGCUGUAAUUUGAUGGGCUCUAAUUUAAGUUGGUGCUGCUUGGAGAGAGCUGAUUUGUCUUAUGCCAAUCUGGAUACUGCUCAAUUAUUAGGUGUAAAAUCCCUGUGUGCAAAUUUCAACGGAGUCACAAUGAAAAAUUGCAAUUUUAAGGAUCCAGCCGGUAGCAGAGCAAAUAUGGAAGGGGUAAACCUCAGGGGCGCAAUUCUAGAGGGCAGCGACAUGGGAGGAGUUAACUUAAGAGUGGCUACCUUGAAGAACGCCAAUUUGAAAAAUUGUGAUCUGAGAGCCGCUGUAUUAGCUGGUGCUGAUUUAGAGAACUGUGAUUUGUCUGGAAGCGACCUGCAUGAGGCUAACUUAAGAGGCGCAAAUCUAAAAGAUGCUGCAUUUGAAUUGAUGUUAACACCCCUACACAUGUCUCAAACCAUACGGUAGUUGGAGUUUCUGAGAAAUCGAUUGAGAUCGCGCGAUUCCAAUUUUCUCGCGGAACUUGAUCGAUUUCACGGAUUUCAGGAGUUUUCCAGUUAGUUUUUUAAAUAUUUAUAUUUAAAUUUUUAUAUAUGUUCCUAUUUCCGAAAAUUCCUUGUACCAAACUUCGCACCAAAUUUUCAUAUGUUAGUUUUAAAUGUUUAAUUGGACCUCAUGUACUGUUAAAUUGGUUUAUAAAGCAUACAUUACAUUACAAUGUAAGGGUGUGUACAUGCCGAAGAUG